Molecule: messenger RNA, 1323 nt
Organism: Acanthosepion pharaonis
Lineage: Eukaryota; Metazoa; Mollusca; Cephalopoda; Sepiida; Sepiidae
Source: the annotation of a GenBank genome assembly
AUGUUAUGGAAAUUAGAUGCGCUCCAGUCGUUCAUUCGUGACCUACGAUGGCCUGAGGAAGUAUUUGCAGAACACCUGGACAAUAGACUGAAGAUCAUGGCUGCUGAUAUGAUUGAAGCUGCAGCCAAACGGACCUUAAAGGCAUUUGAAACAUGGCUGAAAAAAGGAAGCAAAGGCACAGAUUAUAUCAUCCAUUCUGAAGUUUGUGUCAUGGUUAAUGUCAUAACUGAUUGUAAGAACAAGGCAUUACAUCUGUGUGCCUUGGACAGUGGUGAAAAUAUUCUUCUGUCAGUCUUGGAAUCAGUAUUAAGCAAACUGGCACGUUAUGAUGAAGGCACGUUCUUUUCAUCAAUCUUGUCACUGACUAAACCUGUAAAUGAAAUUGGAAAAGCUUAUGUUGACUUCAUGCGAGGAAAUUUAGAACAACUACGACAGAGACUUGCUGAUGAAUUGUUAACACUUAACAUAUUUGAGCAAUGGUACACCGGGCAAACAAAACUGAUAUGUGAUUGGUUGACUGAGAGGUUAGACUUAAGUCUACACCCUUACCAACUUACAUGUAUUAUGACCAUUAAUAAGUACUGUCUUCUUUUUUUUUUUUCUCUCUCUCUUUUCCAAUUGUUGGGCGGAAUCUUCCCCUCUUCCCACUUAACCUUGUUGAUCAGCAACAGCUGUUAUUCUCUGGUUAUUUGUAUUCUUUCCUCUUAUCUCUUUUUUUUUUCUUGCUCUUUCUCUCCUCUCUUCUUUUCUUCCCUUAUCUCUUUUUCUUCUCCUCUUUCUCUCUUCCUUCUAUUUCCUUUCCUAUCUCUUUUUUUCUUCUCCUCUUUCUCUCUUCCUUCUAUUUCCUUUCCUAUCUCUUUUUUUCUUCUCCUCUUUCUCUCUUCCUUCUAUUUCCUUUCCUAUCUCUUUUUCUUCCCUCUUCCUCUUUUCCUAUCUCUUCUUUUUCUUCACCCUUCCUCCUCUCUCUUUUCCUACUUCCACUUUUUCUUCACUCUUCCUCCUGAUUCUUUUCCUACCUCCUCUCUUUCUUCACUCUUCCUCUUCUCUUCCUUCACUUUCCUCUUCUCUUCCUUAAUUCUUCUUUCUUCCCCAUUCUCCUUUUUAUCUUCCUCUGUCCAUUUUUCCUUCUUCCCCGGCUCUCUUUUCUUCCUCCUCCUAUCACUCUUUUCUCUCUUCCCAUGUAUCCUUUCUUCCUUCACUUUCCUUUCUCCCCACUCAACUUUCUUUCUCUGUUCUCCUUUCUCUCUCUCUCUCUCUCUACUCUCCUUUUGUCUUCUAUUUGUUGUCUUUUUCUCAACUUUUCUAUUUUCUUCUUUCUACUAG